Theobroma umbraticum is the source of this 1432-nucleotide messenger RNA. Its product is annotated as cytochrome b-c1 complex subunit Rieske-4, mitochondrial-like. NCBI's taxonomy places the organism in Eukaryota, Viridiplantae, Streptophyta, Magnoliopsida, Malvales, Malvaceae. The record is from RefSeq and is a predicted model, not a curated record. Gene Ontology annotation, molecular function: quinol-cytochrome-c reductase activity; 2 iron, 2 sulfur cluster binding. Gene Ontology annotation, cellular component: membrane.
CCUAGAAACAGAGAUGAGAAAAUGAUCAUCCUUGCCCCCUGCCCAAGCCGACUCGAAACAACUUUGAAAGCAUAAUAUGGCGAAGGCAAAAAUGAAAUAUGAGAAAAUGAAAAAUAUCAACUAGAUUCGAACCGACCCGACGAGAGUAGGUUAUCGACGCGCCUCACAUCUCUGAGUAUGUCUCCGAAAUUCUUUAUUCCGUUCCACCAAAAACGACAACGUAUAUAUCCAACAAAUGCUAUUUGGAUAUUAAAACUCCGACAACGUAUAUCACCCCAUACGUCGUUUUAUUUCUGCUUCCAGACAGGCCCUCUCGUCUGACCAGAGUUAUUAAGACUCCGAAUUAUUCUGUCCAUAACCCUAAGCACCUAAGCAAUCCAAUAACAUUGAAAUAUGCUGAGAAUUGCAGGGAGGAGGUUCUCAUCUCUUCCAUGGAGGUCCUCCGCCUCUCUCUGUCGGAACAAUCCCCUUAACGAUGGGGUAGGCGUCGUUUCUGAAUCGCCUUGCGUUUCCAGAUCCGGUCCCGCUCUUUCUCCAUUCACUUUCAAUUCUCAGCUUCCAAAUCUAAUUAGAGGUUUCUCUUCAGAAGCGCUCACCCCGGGACAUGAUAUGGGAAUGAUAUCAGAUCUCCCUGCUACCGUGGCAGCUGUGAAGAACCCUAAUUCAAAAAUUGUUUACGAUGAGCAUAAUCAUGAGCGUUUUGCACCUGGCGAUCCUAGCAAGCGUGCAUUUGCUUAUUUUGUCUUGACUGGUGGCAGGUUUGUUUAUGCCUCCUUAAUACGUCUUCUGAUCCUCAAGUUUGUUCUGAGCAUGUCAGCCAGCAAAGAUGUCCUUGCCCUCGCCUCCCUUGAGGUCGACCUCUCUACCAUUGAGCCUGGGACUACUGUUACUGUCAAGUGGAGAGGAAAGCCGGUUUUUAUCAGACGUAGAACUGAAGAGGACAUCAAGGUAGCUAACAGUGUCGACAUCGCAUCCCUUCGUGACCCCCAGGAGGAUGCGAUCAGGGUGAAGAAUCCAGAGUGGCUUGUUGUUGUUGGUGUCUGCACCCAUUUGGGGUGUAUACCCCUGCCAAAUGCUGGUGACUUUGGUGGUUGGUUCUGCCCAUGCCAUGGCUCACAUUAUGAUGUGUCUGGUAGGAUCCGCAAGGGGCCAGCACCAUACAAUCUAGAGGUACCCACAUACAGCUUCAUGGAUGAGAACAAGUUGCUGAUUGGGUGAGAAAUUAUGCGGAAUCCAUGUUUUGUGGAGUAAUCAUCUUACUGCAAAAUGGCAUAAUAGAAUUUUUCUUUACACAUGAGGACUGAAUUUAUUAAGUUUUUCUGGAUUUUGUAUCUGCUUCUGUUGUAAGACAGGCGGAAGUUUUGACUAACAUAACAGAAGAUUUGUUGAGCAUUUUCAGUUUUAAUAGUGCUUAUGCAUUUAUUCGUCCAAA